AUGCAUUCAUCGCGUCACACGCGUGCUUCGAGUCCUCCGCUCUCGACCACCGGCUCCUCCCAAGUCACCACAACCCAUCAGCCUAAACUCAAUGUCGUCACGCGUCUUGCGAUCGAAGGCAAGGCAAGACACGGUGAGGAUGGAGCGUCCAUCAGGAUGUAUCUCAAGGUAAAUAUCCCACUUUGUCCAUCCCUAUGGACUAGCGUCUCUUCCGGCUCAACUAUACCGCUCUUCGCUGAGGAAAACCUCAAGCUGUUGUCCGCUCAAGUUCAUCCUCUUGACGCUAAUUCCACUCCGUACAACUUCUCCAGCUCAGCAUUUCCAAUGCUGAACAACGCCGCGCGAGCCCUCAACCUGCCCGCCCGGUCCUCAAAAUCCUAUCUCUCUUUGUUCGGCGUGUCUGUCUCGACCACCUCCGUGCAUUCCAGCCGCUCGUCAUCCUCAACCUCUACCAGUACCUCAAGCCCCCCCCUAGACGACAGAUACACUGGACACAUCAUAGUUAGCGGAUACAAUAUCUCAUAUAUCCUUCCAAAAGAUUUCCCUCCUCGCUUCGUCGGUGACGACAGUGCACUACGCGUCUCCACAUUCUCGGCUGUAAAGAUGCGGCGAGGUUCCGUCAGUGAAAGAAGUAACAUGCAUUUCAUGGCUGCCAUCGACCUUUUCGUCCCAUUCACAUCACGCCCCCCUCAAGCACCGUUUCUGAUUUCAUUGCCUCUGCCUCGCUGUCUCUCCAAUAACGUUAAGUUGCGAAUAUUCCCUGCGAGCACUACAAAUAUGUCUGCCUCCAUGGCGUCACUAUCCUCGGCAGAGGAAGACCCCGGCUCUUGGGAGUUGACCUCUGAGCCUCAUGUCACUCGAACGACAACGCGCGCAUCCCGCAGUGGCUCUUACGGUAAUAUUGCAGAUGACGAAUCAUCCGAUUCCUCGUAUGCAGAAGGUGCCUCUGGAGGUAUUAUUGUCCGGGGCACAUUUCCUUCUACCGACCGUCUUCGAGUCCGAUGGGCACCACCCACUAAGACACUCACGGUCAACGGGGAUAGCAGGAGGCGUGUAGGAGUCAAGGAAGCCAAGGGCGAGACGUCCGUUUUCGUUUUGGGAAAAGCCCAAGAUCCCCAGAGUGAAAGGGAAGGCAUUUUAAUGAAGGUCGAGUACAAGGGGACAUGUAAGGGCGUGUGGUUCCCCGGGGUCGCCACAAUGUUGGGAAUGGAUGUUGGUCUCAAUGCUCCAGGUUCGGAUGUCGUUUGGGCCCCUGGUGAAGAAGCGAAGUGGUCAGUUUCAGGAGGUGUUGGAUAUACAGGUUUCGACGUCGGUCCCCCCUCUACACCGGUAUCAAGGCAGCCCUCGCUCGAUUUUCCAUCUUCAUCCGGAAUGUUGCACGCCCCAUCAAUGGCUGUCAGAUCCAGUUCUUCUUCCUCUAUGUCCUCUUUGCUUCGUGCUCCCUUGCCAGCGGACCAGCUGCCGGAUUAUUCAUUCGAAGGGUCACCUACGUCCUUGACACCUUCCGUGACCUUGUCUUCCAUCAGUUCUGUUCCGCUGACGUCCGAGGGACGCAGCCGCGCCUCAUCCAAUGCACAACCUCCUCGUCCGCCCGCCGUUCCUAUCACUAUUCACAUCAACAUGAAUGAGAUCAUCCCACCAGCCAAGAACGUCUUUGCAUUUACUAUCUCUGGGACUAUCCUGGUUGUACCGAAAACGCCCUCUCGCAGCGUGAAUGAACACAGACCGAACUUUAGUUCGAGUUCAGAGGACGAGGCUACUGUUCCCAUUGUCCUGCCGCGUUUUUCCGUGCUGGCAGCGGAUUCUGAGUCAACCUCAACAAUCAUCCGCAACGAAACCGAUAAUGCUACCGUUGAGGUCUACAACAUCGCCGGAGAUUUGCGAGAUGCCCAGACCCGGCGCACUGUGUUGCAACGCAACAGCAUUACCAGGUGUGGUUCCGACGGUGGACGGAUAGCGCUACGUCCGAUAGUGCAACUAUCGGUCCCCAGGAGUAAUAGAACAGAACUUUCACUAGACAGCUCCCGGCUGUCGCCUCGCCCUAGGACAUCCAUUGGACCUAAAGAACUUGUGGCUCGCUCGUCGUCUGCUGUUCACCCGCAAGCCAUGUUGAUGAGAAGGCAACGCAAUGGACCUUUGAUGAUACCUGCUGUCGACAUCACGGUAACACCACUAUGUUUGGGAAAUUCUAAACUCCCCAACGCACAUGCUGUGCGCCUGUGCGUCCACGCACCACCUGAUGGAGAUUCUGACUGGCUGGAAUUCGGUCUCGCACGGGAAGCGGGUUCCACCACGUCCUCCGGUACACGAUCCACCGACGCUGCUGACCAUCCUGAGAUUGAUGUCGAGAUUGUCAGCGUCAGCGUUGACGAUGUCCCGAUACGUUUCGAGAACCGCUUGCAGGGGAAGAAGGAAGCAACUCCAACUAUCGACUUCGGGAACACCCUCACCGAAAACCAUCGGAGUGACUGGAUUACCUGGGUUAGGUGUCAAGUUGGCGAGCAAGGCGGUCGUCUUCUCGUGGAUUAUGUCGUGAAGCCGCACGCAGACCAAAAGUUCACGACACAUAUGACAAAAGGGAAAGCUCAAGUCAUAGACAAGUCACGCGUGAAUAUCUUGGUACCUACUUUCACACUACCAAUCGGAAGGAUGGACGUCACAAUAGACUCCGUUACCUAUAUUGACUCGCUGGAUUCGAAUUUCGCAUACCAUCGUCAGACGCCUGAAGGCUACCGGUUGCUUCAUUACUCCCUGGAAGAAUUCUUCUGUCCCAAAGUGACCUUGGUUCUACACUCUGGCGCUUCCCGAGUUGGUACGGGCCGCUUCCAUCUUAGAAAAUUCGUCCUAGCGUUAGGCAUUCUGCCCGUCGUCAUUCUCUUUAUGCUCCUGUCCAACCUAGGCUCGGAAUUUAGGCUGAUGCGACAAUCAUUCGACUUACUCGCAACGCAGUCCAACUCAGCUUGGCAGCAAUUCCCAACACCUAUCACUGAGACAGUUUUCGUCACGACUACCAUCUUUACAUCGCAGGGCCCGUCUUCAGGUCAUCCUUCUCCCACGCCUACGACUUCGUCAGCGCAGGCAGUAACGCCGAUUCAUGUUGUAUCUUAUGAUGGUACCGUCAUACCACCUUCCUCACGACCAGUCGAACGAAAUACACCGACACUUGUCAAGGGGGCUCCCGAGCCUUCUGAUCCCUCGUUAGAUUCUAGAGGGAGUUCUUUGUUGCCGGUCAACGUGCUCCCAUUCAAUUGGCCCUUACCACCUGACCUUAUUCCUACUGCACAGAGAAGUUGGGAGAAGCUUGUCGGGGGUCUGACUGUUGUCUGGCAAGUCUUCAGGACUGUAUAUCAUUAUCCUUUAGAUCCCCCUUAAUGUCGCUUCCAUAAAGAUAUUAUGCAAUGAGCAGUC
Molecule: messenger RNA, 3408 nt
Organism: Pisolithus orientalis
Lineage: Eukaryota; Fungi; Basidiomycota; Agaricomycetes; Boletales; Pisolithaceae
Exons: 5
Coding region: 1-3372 (1123 amino acids)
Source: RefSeq, a predicted model, not a curated record